GGGAUCGGGACCGGACCCACCUGCGGCUCCGCUGCGGCAGCGUCCCGAUCCCUCCGGCACCGCACCGGCACCGGCAGCCAUGGGGCGGCGGGGGGGCUGCCCGGCCCCGCUCUGCCUCCUCCUCCUCCUGCUCCAGGCCAGUCACUGGCUGUGCAAUCAGGCGGAGUCGUGCCAGCCUGGCUUCACUGCGGAGACCUUCGCCCUCGGCGUGCCGCGGGACAGCGUGGCGGCGGGACGGGCGCUGGGACGAGUGAGCUUUGUGGAGUGCGGCGAGCAGCGCCGUGCUGCGUACCUGUCGGAUGACACGCGCUUCAAGGUGAGCAGGGACGGUGUCGUCUCUGCCACCCGACCCCUGCAGCUCCAGCACAGGGAGAUCAGCUUCACCGUCCACACCUGGGACACCACCGGCAAGAAGCACUUGGCCAGGGUGACUCUGCAUAGGCGGAAACACCGCCGUCACAACCACCAACAACAGGACGUGGCACCUGAGCUGCUGAUCUUCCCCAAGCCCAGCCAUGGCCUCCGGCGGCAGAAGAGGGACUGGGUCAUUCCCCCCAUCAACUGUCCUGAGAAUGAGCGGGGGCCCUUCCCCAAGAAGCUGGUGCAGAUCAAAUCCAACAAGGACAAGGAGACCAAGGUUUUCUACAGCAUCACAGGGCAGGGGGCAGACACCCCCCCUGUGGGCAUCUUCACCAUCGAGCGGGAGACAGGGUGGCUGGAGGUGACGAAGCCGCUGGACCGAGAGGAGAAAGAUAAAUAUGUUCUCUUCUCCCACGCUGUGUCAGCCAACGGGCAGCCCGUGGAGGAUCCCAUGGAGAUCAUCAUCACUGUGACAGACCAGAAUGACAACCGGCCUGUCUUCACCAAGCAAGUCUUCAUUGGCUACAUCGAGGAGAAUGCCAAGCCGGGCACGUCCGUGAUGACGGUGAACGCCACGGACGCAGACGACGCGAUCAACGUGAACAACGGCAUCAUCGGCUACUCCAUCCUGAGCGAGGAGCCCAAGAGUGCCCAGCAGAUGUUCACCAUCGACCCUGAGAAGGGCAUCAUCAGUGUCAUUGGCACCGGGCUGGACCGGGAGACCACUCCCAACUACACGCUGAUCAUCCAGGCUGCGGACCAGGAGGGCACUGGCCUGACCAACACCGCCACCGCCAUCGUGGAAGUCACCGACGCCAACGACAACCCCCCCAUCUUCAACCCCACCUCGUACGAGGGGUCAGUGAAGGAGAAUGAGGCAGGGCUGGUGGUGACCCGGCUGCACGUGACAGACCAGGACGUGCCGGGCUCCCCUGCCUGGCAAGCCGUCUACCGCAUCAAAAGUGGGGACCAGGACGGUGACUUCAGCAUCUCCACUGACCCCAAAACCAACGAUGGCAUCCUGAAAACUGCCAAGGGCCUGGAUUACGAGAGCAGGAGCCGGUACAACCUGGUGGUGACAGUGGAGAACGCUGUCCCCUUUGCCGUGCCCUUGGGGCUCUCCUCAGCCAGCGUCCUGGUGGUGGUCACAGAUGAGAACGAAGCCCCCAUCUUCGUGCCCCCAGUCAAGACAGCAGAGGUGAUGGAGGACCUGCCGCUGGGCCACCAGGUCACCUCCUAUACUGCGCAGGACCCCGACAGGGACCAGAGGCAGAAAAUCAUGUACCGCAUGGGCAGCGACCCCGCGGGGUGGCUGGCCAUCGACCCCGAGAACGGCAUCGUCACGGUGGCCCAGCCGCUGGACCGGGAGGCGGCGCAUGUCAUCAACAGCACCUACAAGGCCAUUGUCCUGGCCGUGGACAGCGGGCUUCCGGAUGCCACCGGCACGGGGACGCUGCUCCUCCAUCUCCUGGAUGUGAACGACAACGCGCCCACGCCGGAGCCCCGGUCCUUUGAGAUCUGCAGCCGGGAGCCCGAGGAGCAGAUUCUGACCAUUGUUGACAAGGACCUGCCCCCCAACACCUAUCCCUUCCAGGCAGAGCCGGCCCUUGGCUCUGGCACCAACUGGACUGUCAGGGUGAUCGGACAAGACCAGGUGGUGCUGAAGCUGACGAAGGAGCUGGAGCCGGGGGAGUACAACGUCUUCCUGAAGCUGACGGACGCGCAGGGCAAGCCGCAGACGACACCGGUGAAGGUCCAAGUGUGCGACUGUGAAGGGCCGGCCAAGAACUGUGAGCGACGAGCGUACGUUGCUGGUGGCCUGGGUGUCCCUGCCAUCCUGGGCAUCCUGGGGGGCAUCCUGGCACUGCUGAUCCUGCUGCUGCUGCUGCUCCUCUUCGCCCGGCGGAGGACGGUGGUGAAGGAGCCGCUGCUCCCACCUGAGGAUGACAUGCGGGACAAUGUCUACCACUAUGAUGAGGAGGGUGGCGGUGAGGAGGACCAGGACUAUGACCUGAGCCAGCUGCACCGGGGCCUGGACGCCCGCCCUGAGGUGAUCCGCAAUGACGUGGCCCCCCCGCUGAUGGCUGCCCCCCAGUACCGGCCCCGGCCCGCCAACCCUGACGAGAUUGGAAACUUCAUCGACGAGAACCUGAAGGCGGCCGACACAGACCCCACAGCUCCCCCGUACGACUCCCUCCUGGUGUUCGACUACGAGGGCAGUGGCUCAGAGGCCACCUCGCUCAGCUCCCUCAACUCCUCCGACUCCGACCGUGACCAGGACUAUGACUACCUCAACGACUGGGGCAGCCGCUUCAAGAAGCUGGCCGACCUCUACGGCGGCGGGGAGGAGGACGACUAGGGCCCCCCCAGCCACCUGGCACAGGUGCCUCUCUGCAUUUCACCCCACCACUUUCAUGUUGGCUUUUGCCAAACCCUCCUCCAACAUCCUCUCAACCUGGUGUCCACAUCCCCCACACUCAGUGCAGGGGAAGCUUGGGAUCACCAGGGCUGGGGAGGGGGGCAGGUUGGGGAGCCUGUGUGUUUCCUCCAGACAGGGCAUGGAGCCAUCUGCUCCCCACUUUGGAGCCAAGGUGCUCCUGGUCACAUGGGGCAGGAUCAGCUCCUCUGUCCCCACCGCCUUCCUCCCCUUGCUGCAGGGGCUAAAGGGUUUCUCUGGCACUCUCUGAAAUACCUCGUGCUCCCAGCCCUGACACAACCCUUGUGCUUGGCUCAAGACUCAGCGCCAGGGAAUCUGGGGGGGCAGCCCCGGCACCCCACCUGUGCCAGAGCAGGGUGAGGUGAUCAAUACACACAGACCAAAGAUGUGCUGUCGCGUGCUAUACGUGAUGGCAUUGUAUUUGAUACUUGGUGUUUGGCAGAUUUCUAUUUUUCUGUAUCCCAGAUUAUGGUGUGAUUUCCUUCUGUGUCAUGCCAGGUGUAAUUAUCAUGCAGUCAAUGAAAGGCGCUUUUGGAAAUCAAACGGCUUUACUGAAAUUCUGAACUCCGUGUUUAGCUGUUUUAAUGGUUUGUAUUUUUUAUCAUGGGAAAAGGGUCUGAUGCAGGCUGGGAAUCCAGCACUGGUCUAGUGUUAAUUGAUUGUAUGGUUUUUAUAUAAAAUUGAAAUAAUAAAUUGUUUUAAGAAAACCAAAA
This is a messenger RNA of Apus apus (common swift), 3510 nucleotides long. It is a transcript of the gene CDH1, whose product is annotated as cadherin 1. Lineage: Eukaryota; Metazoa; Chordata; Aves; Apodiformes; Apodidae. Bases 80 to 2719 code for a protein of 879 amino acids. The transcript has 16 exons. Gene Ontology annotation, cellular component: catenin complex; plasma membrane; adherens junction. The record is from RefSeq and is a predicted model, not a curated record. Gene Ontology annotation, biological process: multicellular organism development; cell morphogenesis; calcium-dependent cell-cell adhesion. Gene Ontology annotation, molecular function: calcium ion binding; cadherin binding.